CCCUCUCUGUCUCUCUCCUCCCUCAGUGCUAAUGUAAGCAUGGGCUGCGGAAUUCAUCAGUAGUCUUCAGUUUUCUUCUUCUACUUCCCAAAUGCUCCUGUCUCUCUCUCAUCCCUACCGAAACUUCUCCUCCUCUUCCUCCACCUCCUCUUUCCUCCCAUUCCAUCACCCUCCUCCUUCCCUCCUUUCCCCUCUCUUCCGCACCGCCAAACCUAUCUGUGCAUCCAUCUCCGACCGUGCUUCCCAACGCGUCGAUAAAACCCUUGCCAAGUCUGCCAUUCACCGCAUUUCCGAGAAGCUUCGCAGCCUCGGCUUCAUAGAGGACUCUUCCCCAUCCGAGAAGCCCCCAACCGGCCCUGGCUCCGCAGGUGAGAUCUUCAUCCCCACCCCUAAAGACCUCCCUAAUCACCGUAUCGGCCACACCAUUGAUUCGAGCUGGAGCACGCCGGCGCAUCCUAUCCCUGAGCCUGGCAGCGCCAUUUGUAGGCAGCAUGAUUACUGGAAGGAGAAGAUGAGGACGCGGCCGUGGUCGCCCGAGAACGCACCCUCGGUUGCGGAGCUGACGCUGCCGCCAGCGGAGCUGAAGAGGCUUAGAGCUGAGGGCAUACGGUUGGAGAAGCGGCUUAAGGUUGGGAAGGCUGGAAUCACCGAGGGAAUCGUGAAUGGAAUCCAUGAGCGCUGGCGAAGGUUUGAGCUUGUAAAGAUCAGGUGCGAGGAUCUCUGCCGCAUGAAUAUGAAGAGGACACACGAAAUCCUGGAGAGAAAAACUGGGGGUCUAGUUGUUUGGAGAUCUGGAAGUGUCAUCAUCUUGUACAGAGGGGCCAAUUACAAGUACCCUUAUUUCAGUGAUGAUAAUAGUUGGAAAGGCAAUCCUAAUAUUUCAUCUACUGAUUCUAGCACCAGUGAAGAGAUUCAUUCUGAACAAGAGGAAGCUUUACUUGCCAAUAAAUUUGUGAAGUCACCCAGCAUUUCUGCACAGUCGGCAUCUGUAGUCAUUGGUGUUGGCUCACCUAUGAAGUUACGGCUACAACUACCUGGGGAGAUUCAAAUGGAAGAAGAAGCUGAUCAGUUAUUAGAUGGAUUGGGUCCACGUUUCACUGACUGGUGGGGCUCCAACCCUCUACCAGUUGACGCUGAUUUAUUACCAGCUAUUGUUCCUGGAUUCAGGAAGCCAUUCCGUCUACUUCCAUUUGGAGUGCAGCCAAAACUAACUGAUCGGGAAAUGACCAUAUUACGAAGGCUCAGCCAUCCCUUACCUUGUCACUUUGCACUAGGGAGAAACAGGAAUCAUCAAGGGCUGGCAAUUUCCAUGAUCAAGCUAUGGGAAAAAUGUGAGAUUGCUAAAAUUGCUGUAAAGAGAGGUGUUCAGAAUACCAGCAGUGAGAUCAUGGCGGAGGAACUAAAGAAGCUGACUGGUGGAACUCUUUUAUCAAGGGAUGGGCAAUUCAUUGUCUUCUACAGAGGGAAGGAUUUCCUGCCUCCUGCAGUUUCUAGUGCAAUAGAAGAGAGGAGAUCUGAAAUCAUUAAAUUGAAGCAGAAUACAAAUGAAAAUAUGAAAACUCCUCUUUCUUAUGAGCCAGGUAUGAGAAGAUCUGCUUCUGUAUAUGAACUCCAAGAAGCAACCGAAACAGAACAGCCAGCAGCCAAGAGAGAGACGUUGAAUCCUGUAACUUCAGCUCUUGAAAGAGUAAAUGCUAAAUUAUCUCAGACCUUGUUAAAGAAGGAGAAGGCAGAACAACUUCUUGCUGAGUUAGAGAAAUCUGUCAAGCCACCACUAGUUGAACCUGACAGGGAGGCUAUUUCAGAAGAAGAGAGAUAUAUGCUAAGGAAAGUUGGUCUGAGGAUGGGACCAUAUCUAUUGCUUGGUAGAAGAGGGGUUUUUGAUGGAACAAUUGAAAAUAUGCAUCUUCACUGGAAAUAUCGGGAACUUGUAAAGAUACUUUCAAAUGGCAGGUCCAUGGAAGAAAUUGAAACCACAGCUCGGAUUUUAGAGGCUGAGAGUGGUGGUAUAUUGGUGGGCAUCGAGAGAGUGAGAAAAGGCUAUGCAAUUAUUGUAUAUCGGGGGAAAAACUAUCAGCGACCAGCUAUGUUGAGGCCUCAAACACUCUUAUCAAAAAGGGAAGCUUUGAAAUGCUAUAAAGAGGCUCAACGACGUGAGUCAUUGAAACUGCAUGUCCUGAGCCUUUCCAGAAACAUAGACCAGUUGCAGCAAAAGUUGGUGUAUGGAGAUCCCAUGAUAGACUCUGAGCAAUUAACUGAAUUUGGAAGAACAAACAGCAUGACCAAGACCAAUGAUCUCAGUGAAUCAUAUGAGAAAAGCCCUGGAGUUUCUGGAAGAUUUGCUUCUGAUCAGGAGAACACUGAGAAGGUUGAGGGGAACAAGGAGAAUAUUGAGGAAGUGUGUGAAGAAUAUGUAGAAAUUACGCAUUCCAAUGUGCAAGAUCAAGUUCUUAGUGUUGCAGGAGAAUCAGACAAACCUUCAAAUAAGUCGAAAGUUUCAAAAUUUGAUAAGCUUACAGAAGAUGGAGUUCUGCAGUCAGUCUCUAAGUCUAGUCGUAUCAUGGCAGUUUCCAAUGAUGAAAUGAGAUCUACAUCUGAAAACGUUGCUUUUCAUACUGAAAUUGUUGACACAUAUGUGGAAGAUUCUUCAACUUCAACAACUAAUACGCAAGGUGCAACUCAUUUAUUAGAUAAAGAGCCAACAAAUGCGUCACUUGGAAGUUCACUGACCAUAGCUGAUGCUUCUAUUUAUGAGGAUGGUACAAACAUAGAUUCCAAUGUACAAAUUCCUUUCAAAGCUGCACCGUUAUCUAAUCGAGAAAGGCUCAUGUUGAGAAAGCAGGCUCUCAAAAUGAGAAAACGUCCUGUGCUUGCUGUUGGGAGGAAUAAUAUCAUCACAGGGGUUGCAAAGACAAUAAUGACUCAUUUCAAGAAGCAUCCUCUUGCCAUUGUGAAUAUCAAAGGUAGAGCCAAAGGAACUUCAGUCCAAGAGAUUAUAUUUGAACUUGAGCAAGCUACUGGGGCUGUGCUUGUUUCACGAGAACCGAACAAAGUGAUCCUAUACAGGGGUUGGGGAGAUGGUGAAUUAUGGGGAAUGAAAGAGCCAGAUGCAAGAAAGAAAUCAACCGCGGCCAAUGGUGCAGUUUCCCCUCAGCUUAUGGAGGCCAUCAAACUUGAAUGUGGACUGCAAACCGAUUAAAUGUGAGUGCCUCUAUAGAGUUUUCUUGUGAGCUUUUUUGGAACUGUCAUUAUAUAGUUGCAUGUUCUUGGGGCAAAUACCGUCAGAGCAAGUGAUUUUUUGAUGCCUUUUGUGCCCUUCCAUUUCUUAAACUUUACUGGCAUUAUAGUUAUGAAUGCAGCAUUUUCAUGGUCACAAAAUUUCUGAGAUGUAA
Dioscorea cayenensis subsp. rotundata (Guinea yam) is the source of this 3392-nucleotide messenger RNA. Its product is annotated as CRM-domain containing factor CFM2, chloroplastic. The transcript has 14 exons. Gene Ontology annotation, molecular function: mRNA binding. Gene Ontology annotation, biological process: RNA splicing, via transesterification reactions. The record is from RefSeq and is a predicted model, not a curated record. The coding region runs from base 92 to 3199 and encodes 1035 amino acids. NCBI's taxonomy places the organism in Eukaryota, Viridiplantae, Streptophyta, Magnoliopsida, Dioscoreales, Dioscoreaceae.